Messenger RNA from Linderina pennispora, 1743 nucleotides. RefSeq names its product acetyl-CoA synthetase-like protein. Gene Ontology annotation, biological process: long-chain fatty acid metabolic process; long-chain fatty-acyl-CoA metabolic process. The coding region runs from base 1 to 1743 and encodes 580 amino acids. The transcript has 4 exons. Gene Ontology annotation, cellular component: plasma membrane; lipid droplet; endoplasmic reticulum. Gene Ontology annotation, molecular function: long-chain fatty acid-CoA ligase activity. Lineage: Eukaryota; Fungi; Kickxellomycota; Kickxellomycetes; Kickxellales; Kickxellaceae. The record is from RefSeq and is a predicted model, not a curated record.
AUGGAGUGCGCGCCACCGGGAAUCCGCACGGUCUACGACGCGCUCCAAUACCGUAUCAGCCAGGAGCCCGACAAGAAGUCGCUGGGCAAGCGCGAGAUCCAGGAGAUAGUGACCAAGGACAAGGUGGUGCGGCGCACAGUCAACGGGCAGGCGACCGAGAGCACGAAGAAGUGGAGCUACUUUCGGCUGACAGACUACUCAUGGAUGACGUACCAGGAAAUCGGCCAGCGGACCCGUGCGCUGGGCGCGGGCUUCCGGCAUCUGGGGCUGGUGAAGGACUCGCGGGUGAUGAUCUAUGCGCCGACGUCGCGCGAGUGGAUGCUGUGCGCGCUGGCGUGCUAUUCGCAGGGCAUGCAGGUGGUGACGGCGUACGACACGCUGGGCGAGGAGGGCGUUCUGCAUGCGAUGAACCAGGCCAAGGUGGACCUGGUGCUCAUGCAUGUGGACCAGAUGCCGGUGCUGGCCAAUGUCAUGGAGCAGGUCAAGACUGUCAAGCACAUUGCGUUUUUCCACGACGCCUACGGCAUGUCGGCCAAGGCCGAGGCGGCGCUGGGAAAGGUGCGGGGUGGGUUCGAUGUGCACGCAUUGGAUGCGCUGGUGGCCAUGGGCGAGCAGUUCCCGAGCGACCUGCAUGUGGCCGAGCCCGAGGACACAGCGCUGGUGAUGUACACCAGCGGCACCACGGGGCCGCCCAAGGGCGUGCUGAUCUCGCACGGCGCGCUUAUGUCGACCAGCGGCGCCAUAGCCGAGCUGGUGCCCGACUACAUAGACUUUGAGACGGACAAGGUGCUGUCGUAUCUGCCGCUGUCGCAUGUGCUGGCGUUUUUCGUCGAGACGUUCUGCAUCUACUCGGGGCUGGGCGUGGGCUACGGAUCGCCGCGCACACUGACAGAAGAUAACGUUACGGAUUGUUUGGGGGACAUCCGCACGCUGCGCCCGGCAGUGAUGCUGGGGGUGCCCCAAGUGUGGAACACAAUCCGUGCUGGCAUUUUGCGACAGGUCAGCUCCAAGCCCGUGCUCGUGCAGAAGCUCUUCCACGGCGCCGUGGCCCUCAAGACGUGGCUGCGCUCGUACAACCUGCCGACGGGCCUCCUGGACGCCGUCAUCUUUAAGAAGACGCGCGAGGCAACCGGCGGCAAUCUGAAGAUUGUGAUUACCGGCGGCGCGCCGAUCAACCAGCACGUCCAGAAGCUGAUCAACGCCGCCGUGUGCCCGAUGAUCCAGGGCUACGGCAUGACGGAGAUGAGCGGGCUGGCCACAGUGCAGUGCAAGCUGGUGGAUGUGCCCGAGGCCAACUACUAUGCGGCCAACAACGAGGGCGAGAUCUGGCUGCGCGGGCCGUCCGUGUUCAAGGGCUACCUGGACGACGAGGAGGAGACCAGGAAGACGCUGACCGCCGACGGCUGGGUGAUGACCGGCGACAUCGGCCGCUGGCUGCCCAACGGCCGCCUGGCCAUCAUCGACCGCAAGAAGAACCUCGCAAGUACGUCAGCAAUCCUGUGCCUGUGCGCCGACUCACGCAUGACGCAGCCCGUGGCGCUGGUCAACAUCGACGCGGGCCAGAUCGGCCACUGGGCCGACGAGGCCGGGAUCCCACCGAGUCAGCUGAUGGACAUCCGCAUCGACCCCGAGCUGUGGACGCCCGAGAACGGCCUGCUGACCGCCGCGUCCAAGCUCAAGCGCGUCGACAUCCAGAAGCACAACCAGAGCAACCUGGACGACAUGCUCAAGAUGCAGGACUGA